Eruca vesicaria subsp. sativa (arugula) is the source of this 312-nucleotide messenger RNA. The record is from the annotation of a GenBank genome assembly. Lineage: Eukaryota; Viridiplantae; Streptophyta; Magnoliopsida; Brassicales; Brassicaceae.
AUGGAUUAUCCUACCGUAAGAGAGAGUAUCGAGGCUUUCCUGAAGAAAGCAUAUGAUUUGGUUGAAGAUCCUUCGACGGAUAAGAUAAUCUCAUGGGCGCCGGGCGGCAAGAGGUUCGUUGUUUGGAAACCGCUAAAAUGUUCAACGGACCUUCUUUCGCAACGAGUGGGAAUCACAAACCUUUCAACCUUCCAAUCAUAUGGCUUUAGCAAGAUUUGUUCUGGACAACAGUUAGAGUUUCUAUGCAAAGAUUUUGAGAAGGGCACCCUGAGCUUUUGGAGAAGAUUAGCGAUCGGUACGUGGCCAUUCUGA